Molecule: messenger RNA, 1071 nt
Organism: Schistosoma intercalatum
Lineage: Eukaryota; Metazoa; Platyhelminthes; Trematoda; Strigeidida; Schistosomatidae
Source: the annotation of a GenBank genome assembly
GUGGUCAUUGGUUGGCCGUUGUGUUGCUUUGAUAUCUUUACACAUUACAAGUUGAUUUUUAGUUUACACACCUAUCAGUAAUUCCUGUUAGUUGUUGUCGUUAGUAAAUGUGAUAACAGUGUUUGGCUUUUGACUUAACACUACAUAUUUCUCCUUUUAGAAUCUCGUGGUGUCUGGUCCGCUGUCACUGUACCUCGUCUGCGCAAACGUAAAUUACAUAGACGCAAACAAACUACUAGCUGGCCUUUUCAAUUAAUAGUGGCGAUAAUGCAUAGCGUUUCGGAACACGAAGACCCUGACCUAUAUUUUGAGCCUGUUAUUACUCUUCCCCCUUUAACAGUCUGUAGUUCCGAGGAGAAUGAAGAGUGCCUAUUCAAACAGAGAGCACAACUGUUUCGUUUCGACACUAUUGACGAUCCCCCAGAAUGGAAGGAGCGUGGGGUUGGAGUGCUGAAAAUUCUACGUAACAGGACCAGUGGAUGCUAUCGCUUAUUGAUGCGUCGGGAUCGCACGUACAAGGUUUGUGCCAACCAUUAUCUCCUCAAAAAUAUGUACUUACGUCCAAACUGCAGCAGCAGUAGAGCUUUUGUCUGGAGUACGACAGCUGAUUUCGCAGACGAGGUGGUAAAACCAGAGUUAUUGGGUGUUAGAUUUGCUAACUCUACAUAUGCAGAAGAUUUUCGGAAAGUUUUUGAGGAAGGUUGUCAAGCAAGUGAGGAUAAACUAACUGAGAAUAGUAAGUCAUUACAUGAAGUCCUUACUUAAUUACAAAUAUGUGUUUCCAAGAAGAAAGCGUGUAUUAUUUCAGUUACACACAAAUUUUGUUGUUGUUGAUGUUAUGUCUAGUGUUUUCUGAUGGCUGGGCAGAGAUAUUCGUGACGUAAGUCUUUUAUUGCAAGUUUUCAGUGUUGCUUGCAUGCAUCCUGAUAAGGAGAUUACUAACUGACAUUUACCACUAUAACUGGCCACUUUUUAUUCACCGAGCGUCGUUUGUUAUUGUUUUCUAUCCUACUAUUUUUGCCUGAUCAGAUCAAACACUUCUGUAAUUCAUAUCAAUCAUUUAUGAGCUGU